This is a messenger RNA of Sphenostylis stenocarpa, 156 nucleotides long. The record is from the annotation of a GenBank genome assembly. Lineage: Eukaryota; Viridiplantae; Streptophyta; Magnoliopsida; Fabales; Fabaceae.
AUGAAUCGAAGUGCAGCGCUGCGAAUCAGAGAGAUAAAGAAAAAGAGGGAGCGCCUCCUGAAAGCGGGAGUGAAGGUCGAAGAAAAUAUUUCAAAACGCGAGGGAGGGAAGGGGAAAAUGCUGAAAGAGUUGGAGGGAAAAUGGGGUUUUGAGUGA